AUGUAUUGCCUUCAGUGGUUACUGCCUGUCCUACUCAACCCAGCUCUCUGGUUCAUGUCAGUUCAGUGCUUCUAUCUUCUAAGCUUCCUCCUGGAGCAGAAACUAUGCAUGAUUUGUGCUUUGGUCUUCCUGGCAGCUUUGUUCCUUAUCUGUUACAGCUGUUGGGGGAAUUGUCUCUUAUAUCACUGCACUGGCUCCCACCUCCCUGAAUUAGCUCAUGAUCCCAGGAUAGUGGGGACUUAA
Messenger RNA from Vombatus ursinus (common wombat), 243 nucleotides. RefSeq names its product bladder cancer-associated protein-like. The record is from RefSeq and is a predicted model, not a curated record. The transcript has a single exon. The coding region runs from base 1 to 243 and encodes 80 amino acids. NCBI's taxonomy places the organism in Eukaryota, Metazoa, Chordata, Mammalia, Diprotodontia, Vombatidae.